AAAUUGCUUCGACGUACACAACGACAAACAACAUCAACCUUUGUUCUCGCCACCAUGGUUAAACUCCUCCUUUCUAUCAAGGCCGAGCUCGAGAAUGUCACCGAUCUCGCCCCUGCCUCGGACGACUUUGAGUAUUUCUUCCAGGUCCAAUGCAACAGCUGCCACGAGACGCAUCCAAAGUUUGUCGGCAUGAACAUGAAGGACGAGCGCGAAGUCUCCGGAGGCAAAAACGCGACUGCGAACUUUGUUUGGCGAUGCGGGAUGUGCAAACGAGAAAGCUCGGCCAAGUUCGAUACGGCGUAUGGUGUGAAGCCAUAUAGCGCUGAGAAUGGCCAGUUUGGGCCUCUGCUGACCAUCGAGUGCCGUGGCCUGGAGUUUGUUGGCUUCGACAUGACUAGGGGCGCGUGGAAAUGCAAGGGUGUGGAUUCCGGCACCGUCUUCUCCGAGGUUGACCUGAGCGACGGAGAGUGGACGGACUACGACGAGAAGGCCUCCCAACCUGUAGGCAUAUCCGAGCUGGGCAGCAAAUGGAGCCGCGCUUGAGUUUUCGCACUUCAUCAUGUACGCAAGCAAUACAACGAUGUUAACGAGUCCGUCAAUACAAAAAGAUAUGCAGUCAGAUAUUUGGG
Molecule: messenger RNA, 629 nt
Organism: Schizophyllum commune H4-8
Lineage: Eukaryota; Fungi; Basidiomycota; Agaricomycetes; Agaricales; Schizophyllaceae
Product: DUF866-domain-containing protein
Exons: 7
Coding region: 55-543 (162 amino acids)
Molecular function (GO): zinc ion binding
Source: RefSeq, a predicted model, not a curated record